Messenger RNA from Alexandromys fortis (reed vole), 5324 nucleotides. RefSeq names its product D-aminoacyl-tRNA deacylase 2 (gene Dtd2). Gene Ontology annotation, cellular component: cytoplasm. Gene Ontology annotation, molecular function: D-tyrosyl-tRNA(Tyr) deacylase activity. Gene Ontology annotation, biological process: tRNA metabolic process. Bases 13 to 519 code for a protein of 168 amino acids. NCBI's taxonomy places the organism in Eukaryota, Metazoa, Chordata, Mammalia, Rodentia, Cricetidae. The record is from RefSeq and is a predicted model, not a curated record. The transcript has 3 exons.
CGGAGCCGAGCCAUGGCGGACGGCAGCAAUACGGUGCAGGCCCGCGCGCUCCUGCAGCAGUGCCUGCACGCUCAUCUACAAGUGCGCCCGGCUGACGGGGACGCCGCGGCGCAGUGGGUGGAGAUCCAGAGAGGCCUAGUGAUCUAUGUGUGCUUCUUCAAGGGGGCGGACAAAGAGCUUCUUCCCAAGAUGGUUAAUACGCUGCUAAAUGUGAAAUUAAGUGAGACGGAAAACGGCAAGCACGUCUCCAUCCUGGACCUGCCCGGCGACGUCCUCAUCAUCCCUCAAGCCACCCUCGGGGGCAGGGUGAAAGGAAAAAGCAUGCAGUAUCACGCUAACUCCGGGAAGGAGGAAGGCCUGGCACUGUACUCCCAGUUCGUGAGUCUGUGUGAGAAAGCGCUGGCCGCCAACAGCAAGUGUGCCGAAGCGGGGGUUGUAGUGGCGCACGGCACUUACGGCAACAGGCAAGUGUUAAAGCUGGACACCAAUGGACCAUACACGCACCUAAUCGAGUUUUGAAAGACUCUCUCCACAACUGCCUCCUGGUAUAAAAGGACAGGACUGGACUUAGGUUUGGUCCCCUUCCUCUUGAAGGCACAGAUCUGCAACAUGUUUAGGCAAGAAAAUCCUGCAUCCGAGCUGGACAUAGUGACACAUUCCUUUAAUCCCAUCCCAACGCUCAGAGGCAGAGACAGCAGAUUUCGUCACUUGGAGGCCAUCCUGGUCUACCUAGCCAGUCAAGGACAGCCUGCCUCAAAAAAAUAAAGAAACUGGGAAAAUAAAUGAGUCGUUUAUAAAAGGCAGCACUGGUUUUUACAAACCCCUCUGCCUUGACUUUAAAAUAUGUUUUUAAGAUUGGAAACUGUGGCAUAGCAAUGGCUCGGUAGUGAAGAGGUUCUGCCGCUCUCCCAGGGGCCCUGGACUCAGUGCCCAGCACGAUGGGUCCUAGCAGUCUGCACCUGCAGCUCUGGGGGAUUGGACGGCUCCCAGGUGCACAGGCAUACACAUAAAUAAAAAGUAAAGAUAAAUAUUAAAAACUCCAAGGUAUUUUUAAAUUGAAAAUUAAAUAUUUCUAAUUAGCAGACUUAGACACCUGAGGACGUCGCUAGACUCUCCCAGUGUCUUAGGUGUCCCUUGGCCUCUCCUGACAUUUUAAAUUCCUCUUGCACACAUGCCCGAAAUUCCUUUUUUAUAGCUUUCCUGUACUGUUCUAUUUUGAAACUUGAGAAUCAAUAACUUGAGCUCAUUAUUCUUAACUUCUGCUUUAUUGAUUCACAAUGCAGUUGUUGAAAUGUGAUAAACUAUUUAUAAGCUUAGAAACCCCAGUUUUCCUUAAAUCUCCUCAAGGACAUGCGCAUGUCUUUCAAAAAGAUUACAUUGCUUACUUUAAAUCAUCUUGGUUUUAUGCCUCUGUAAAAUGCUGACUCACAACCCUACAUGGAGUUCAAGAAUUCUCCUCACAAAGCCGCCUGAGGUACCUGUGGAGAGAGGUAGUCAAGUUCAUGGAAGGUUGAUAAUUAGAAACGAUGACAGAUGGGGUAGGCAGAAAAAUUAUAGAUUUGGAAAUUACUUCACCUUUGCUUUUCGUAGCUUUUUUGUCCAAGGGGCUCAAAAACCCAUCAGUAUACACAUUUUAUUUUCAUAUCUAUAAUGAAGGUAGCACUAUAGAAAGAAAGAUGCUUUUUUCCCCAGGUCAUCCACCAUGGAAGAGUCAUCUCCUUCCUCUGACUUACACUGAGACUUGUUGCUGGUUCAUUGGUUUAGUUACUAAAUUAGGCGCGAACAAAAUUGCCCCUAACAUACAUGCCUCAUCCCUCGGUUUUUCUAAGAUUAUAGAAUGUUUCAAAUAAUAUACUUCCUAAAUAUUUUUCAAAGAUUUAUUUUUUUCUUUUGUGUGUAUGUGUGUGCGCGCACACACGUGCUCAUGUGUGUGCAUGUGUUUGUCCGUUGGUAUGUCCACAUGAGUGCAGGGGCCCUUGGAGAAUAGAGGCUCCCCUGGAACUGGAGAUGCAGGUGACUGUGCCUGAUGUGGGUGCUGAGUUAAGCAAUGCAUGCUCUUAGCCUCUGAGCUAUCUCCCCAAGACCCCUAAAUGUUUUUAAUCUUUCCGUUUAGAAUCCUGGAACCACUUGUGGAAAAUACAUGUAAGAUGCAACAGAUGUGGUUUUAAUGUCUGGAACACAUUCGUGUAAAGUAAAAUGAGGGAGCUGAGCAGGUGGCUUAGUGGUUAAGACCAGGGUUCAGCUCCCAGCACCCAAGUCGGGCCGUUCUCAGCAUCCUGUAACUCCGGCUCCAGGACUCUGCCCUGCAUUCAAGCAUGUGCACACAUGCACACACGUCAUUUAAUAAAUAAAUAAAGCAAAUUGAAACGUGCCUUUAUCCUUACUUCAAAUUAGAAAAAGAAGGGCAGAGGCAUGCAUGUAGUGCCUAUACAGCCCAUAAAACAGCAUCAGAUCCUUGAGAAUUAGAGUUACAGACAAUUAUUACCUGACUGUUAGCCACCAUGUGGUUGCUGAGGACUGAACCCAAGUCCUUUAGAAGAGUAUCCACUGCUCAUAACCACAGAGCCAUCUCUGCAGCCCCACAACCUAUAGCUCAUAUAUCUUCUUGCAAGCUGUCUUCAAGGCACUGUUUCUAGAACAUGUUUAUCUAUGGUACUGCACGGCUUAGAAGCUGUUGUAACUCUUUAUGUGCAGGACAAAGUCUACACAUUGAGGUUGGAGUUAAGGUUCCUGACAUAGUCAAUCAACUAGUGAGUUCUGAUCACCAAGAGUAAAAAUUAAUAUGACGUUCUCUUAUGAUAACAGUGUGGUUGCUAUUCUCCAAGACAAGUGGUGGAGAAUGCUGUAGUGCUUGAUAUUGCUGUUGGUAACUUUUAUUCUGUCAGUGUGGAGCCAACUGAUCAUUAACACAGACACUAUUCAUAAGGCAGAACCUUGGGUAAUAACUUGCAAAGAAAGAGCAAAGUCCAAGAGGCCAAAAACUCUUAAAUAUAGCAGAGAAGUAGAAAGACAAGAAGCAUCGUUGAGCAAAGGUGCUCUUCAGUACAUAAACAGGAGGCCAGCAGGAUGGCUCAGGGCUAAAGGUACCCGCUGUCAAGCUUAGUGAUCUGAGUUCAAUUCUUGGGACUCACGUGGCAGAAGUUAAGCACCAACUCCAAAUUUUCCUCUGACCUCCACAGGUACAUUGCGACACUUGUGCACCCAGACACAAAAUCAGCCAAUAAACAAAAUAUGAAAAACAAUUGGAAUUACUAAAGAAAAAUUCUGAAGAAAAAUUAAGUAAGGUCAGAGAAGAGAUCUGUGAACCUAAAAGUUAAGAGUUUUCAGAAUGGGUAGUGGUGGUGCACCUUUAAUCCCAGCAUUCAGCAGGCAAAGGCAGGUAGAUCUCUAUAAGUUCAAGGCCAGCCUGGUCUACAGAGCAAGUUCUAGGACAGUCAAGGCUAUAAUGAGAAACCCUGUCUCGAAAAAAAAAAAAAGUUUUCAGAGCUUAUAGAACAAUUUAAAUCUGUCUUCAUUACUUUCCUAUUGCUGUGAAGAGACACCAUGACCAAGGGAGCUUACAGAAUAGUUUAUUGGGGGCUUCCUUACAGUUUCAAAGGAUUAUUCCAUAACUAUCAUGGUAUUGCAAUGGGAUGGCAGCAAACAGGCAAACGUAAUGCUGGAGCAAUAGCUGAGAGCUUACAUAUUGAGAUAGUAACCAUGAGGCAGAGAGAGAGAGAGAGAGGGAAUGGUAUAAGCUUUGGAAACCUCAAAGCCACUGUCAGCGACACAUCUCCAACAAAGCCACACCUCCUAAUCCUUCCCAACCAAUUCCACCAAUGGGUUCAAGCAUUCAAACAUAUGGGCCUGCCGGGCUAUGGUGGCGCACACCUUUAAUCCCAGCACUCGGGAGGCAGAGGCUGGCGGAUCUCUGUGAGUUCGAGACCAGCCUGGUCUACAGAGCUAGUUCCAGGACAGGCUCCAAAGCCACAGAGAAACCCUGUCUUGAAAAAAAAAAAAAAACAUAUGGGCCUGUGGUGGGCAUUCUCAUUCAAACCACCAGUCUUGCAACAGUAAGGAUUCUUAAGUUUUUGUAGAAGAUAAUAUCUCACCUGUCCCAGACUCACCAAGGGAAUCUGUUGAAUGCAGAUCUAAAUCACAGUCUUAGAGUCACCAAUCUUCCUGCCAGAUGACUUUUGCACUCACCAGAAUCCCACACCCAUCACUCAGAACCAAGUCCAGACUUCUAAGGCUGGAGUCAAGGGGUUUUGUUCUGUUCUUUUGUCAUUAUUUAUAGUUGGCGGAGGGGGGAUGUAUGCCACAAAGCCAAUGUGGAUGUCAAAGGACAUCUUGCAGGAGUUGGUCCUUUCCUUCCAUCAUGUGGGUCCCAUCAUGACAUGUCCAUUAGACAGGCCUGGCAGCCCUUGGCCUACCCCACCUGGCCUGCUCUUCUGUAAUGGCUCCAGCUCACCUUUCAAAACUCCCCCCCACCCAACUGCCCUCAGAGCAUCUUUAGCACGGGUCUAGCACCAUUUUCCAGGUCGCACACUUACCUCAUUACCAUCUUUCCCACUCUAAAUCCAUCUCCGUUUGCUCUGUGGCCUCAGGCAGUCUCUUUCAGCCCCAUGGGAAUUUCUGUUGCCAUCACCCUUCGUAUUAGACUUGUACCAUUUUGAAACCUAUGAUGUACUAUGAGAUUGAGUACUUUUUAUUUCUGGACUGUAAGAGUAUAUUAACACGGAGAGGCAGAAUAGCGUGGGCAGACAGCAUACAGUCUAAAUAUUUUAUCUCCUACAGCUUUGCCACACUGCUGCGUCUGUUACCACGCUUGGGAGUUCUCAGUGAGCUCUGUCAGAGGCAGCGGUGGCGGUGUGCCAGUGGCCAGAACACUCUUGAUGUUGGUUCAGUUAUAUUGUUAAUGCACAGUGGAUUUCUUAGUUAUAAAGGUUGGAGCUACAGGAAGCAAGUUAAAUAUAGCUGCACCUUGUUUUGCUAUAAUGGAAGACACCAGAGGAAUGCUAUACGGAGGGCAAAGGACUCGUGUGUUGUCUCAGGGUUCACUCUGUAGUGUCUUUCUACUAUAGUGCAGCUGUAUUUGUAUAAAAGUUUUGUCUAUAUAAGCUCUCCUGAGUAAAUUGAAAGUGUGAGAGGUCACGGGAGAGGGUAGGACGGGACAGGGAGGAAGGGAGGGGAGUGGAGAAAAAUGUAUAGCUCAAUAAAAACUAAACAAAAAAGUUUUGUCUAUAAAACAAUGUUCAAAAAGCAAAUAUCCUUAAAAUACAGAAGUUAAGUACCAUGUAAGGAAACAUAUCUGAAUCUUUCUAAAAAUAAACUAUGAAACAAGA